This is a messenger RNA of Rhipicephalus microplus (southern cattle tick), 1652 nucleotides long. RefSeq names its product mitochondrial amidoxime reducing component 2. Gene Ontology annotation, molecular function: catalytic activity; pyridoxal phosphate binding; molybdenum ion binding. The record is from RefSeq and is a predicted model, not a curated record. Lineage: Eukaryota; Metazoa; Arthropoda; Arachnida; Ixodida; Ixodidae.
GCGUUUCUGCCGCCACCUAUUUAUAAACUUCAAGCCAAGCCAAGUCGGUUUUAAGCGGCUAUAUGGAAAACGUGCGCAGAACUCGCCGUUGAUUGCGCGCAAAUUCGUGUAGCGUAGCUCAAGCCGGCGAAACCAGAUAACACCUCUUGAGGUGGAAAGUAAGUUGACAACUCAGUUGAAAGCUGCCCUUGAAAGUAUUCCGCCCUUAUCUCAAGAUUGGGAUUGACCUUUCACCAAUCUACCAUAUCUCUAAGCUGCGUCUCCGCUCACGAAAACGGGCGACUGACUUUUAUGCCUGUAUCGCAAGGACAUCCCGGGUCUGCUUUUAAAAAAGCCUGGUCAUGGUGUCUUCAAUUCUGAGAGCACCCCAACUUGGUGUCAUUGCACUCACAGCCACAGUUGCAGGUGGGGCUAUCGCGGCAGCAUCUUAUGUUUGGCUCAAGCGCAAGGUAGCUGCCAGUAACUUUGUGCCUGUGGCUUAUCUGGUGAACAUUACCAUCUACCCUAUCAAGUCCCUGCCUGGUGUAGAGGUGCCAUAUGCUGACUGCACUGUGGCUGGGCCAGUCUACAAGGGACUGAAAGACAGGCAAAUGCUCCUUGUAAAAGAAGACUACUUUGUUUCAAUGCGUGAAGAGCCCUGUCUUGGCACGAUUAAUGUAGCCUUUGAUGAAGACAAGCUGACCUUGACGCUGACGGCAAACGGCUAUCCGCCUCUGGUGAUUGAUAUGCAAGACACAGAGGACCAAAGGAAGUCUUCAUUCACUGUCAGGGUCCGGAAGAACAGUUACAAGGCUACGGAAGUGUCGCAAGAAGCUUCCCAAUGGUUUAAGAACUUCCUCAACUGUGAUAGCAUUCGGCUUGUAAGAAUCAUUUUGGACGAGGAGACCAUUAAUCGAGGAAGGGAUGGCACUGCUUCGGUUGCCUUCCAAGAUCGGUCAUCAUUUCAAGUCCUCUCAAAGCCGUCUCUUGAUGAGCUAGUGUCCAGGCUGCCUCCAGGUAGCGACAUCAGACAGCGCAAUUUUCGGCCCUCUCUUUUUGUUGACGGCUGUGAAGCCCACUCAGAGGACCACUGGGCUCGUUACAGGAUCGGGGAUGCAGAAAUGGCUUUUUUGGAGCGCACAAGAAGGUGUGUGAUGACUACAGUUGAUCAAGACACUGGUAUCAAGACUGCAAAGGAACCUCUUGUGACAUUGCGCAAGUACAGAGUUGACAUGUCUAGGCGAGGGAUUGAAAGGUACGAGUAUCUUCCAUUGCUCGGUAUUGGCUCAAUUCAUGUUAAAGAUGGCAGAAUUGCACCUGGAGAUGAGAUCUGUGCUGUCGUAUCUCCAAAGCCACUUCUCUAAGACGAGGUGGCUGCAUGAUACCUGGCACCCAGCAAACUUCACUGUUUUGGCAACUCACUUGUAUUUGAGCUUUCUGGCAUUAAUUUAAUUCAGUUCUUGCUGUUUUGUUUGUGCAAGCAUUUUGUGCUCAAUUGGGCUAUGGUGGCAGUUCAUUAGGUUUCCUGUAUAAAUAGGCAUCUUUGUAUAAGCUGUUCAAUAUUAGUGUCUUGACAUUAGCACUUCAGUAUUUGUUCCUGAUUUUUUUAUAUGUAGCCUUGCUAAAAAAAUAUAUAUAUAUGGAAAAAUAUAUGGAAAUAUAUAUAUGAAAAA